AUGACUCGUCUUUCUACGUUGCCCCUGUUGGCUUUGGGCUCUCUUGCCGUCGCUAGUCAGGAUGCCUUCAAGUCGAAAUGCGCCAAGUUUGCCGAUCAGAUCAACAUCCCCAAUGUGAAGGUGAACUUUGCGGAGUUUGUACAAGGCGGGACCAAUUUGUCCUUGCCUGAUAAUCCUACUUCCUGUGGGCGAUUCUCGCAGGUUGUUUCGGUCGAUUUAUGCCGAGUUGCGAUGGCUGUGACCACUUCCAACAGCAGUGAAAUCACUUUGGAAGCUUGGUUCCCUGAAGAGUAUAAGGGCCGCUUCUUGAGUACCGGAAACGGUGGUAUCUCGGGUUGUAUUCAAUACUAUGACCUGGCGUAUACAGCCCAAUUAGGCUUCGCCACUGUCGGAGCCAACAACGGACACAAUGGCACUUCUGGAAAGCCAUUCUAUCAGCACCCAGAAGUAGUGAAAGACUACGCAUACCGCUCUGUCCACACCGGAGUUGUAGUAGGCAAGAAGCUCACCAAGCAAUUCUAUGACGAGGGCUUUGACAAGAGCUACUACCUAGGAUGUUCAACAGGUGGCCGCCAAGGAUUCAAGUCUGUUCAGAAGUACCCCAACGACUUCGAUGGAGUGGUUGCAGGGGCCCCCGCGAUCAACCUGAUCAACCUGUUUUCAUGGAGCGCACACUUCUACCCCAUCACCGGCUCACCUGGGUCCGAUACAUUCCUGACAACCGCUCAAUGGCAAAUCGCCCACAACGAGAUUGUCCGCCAAUGCGACACCAUCGACGGCGCGAAGGAUGGCAUUAUCGAAGAUCCCGAUCUCUGCCGUCCAGUUCUGGAAACCCUGACCUGCGACCCCCACGCAUCAAACAAGACAAGCUGUCUCACCAGUACCCAGAUCAACACCAUCAACCAAGUCCUCGCUCCGUUCUACGGACUGAAUGGCACUCUUCUCUACCCUCGCAUGCAGCCCGGUUCGGAAAUGCUUGCUGCCAGCCUCAUGUACGAUGGCUCCCCAUUCCCGUACAGUGAAGACUGGUACCGUUAUGUCGUCUACAACGACCCAACAUGGAGCGGCGAGAAUUUCACCGUCAAGGAUGCCGCAGUUGCCCUCGCUCAGAACCCGUAUAACAUUCAAACCUGGGAGGGCGAUCUCUCUCCUUUCCAGAAGUCAGGUGGCAAGGUCCUGCACUAUCACGGUCUGCAGGACCAGCUUAUCAGCUCUGAGGAUUCAAAGUUGUACUACUCGCAUGUCUCCCAGACUAUGCAGCUCUCUCCCUCCAAGUUGGAUGAGUUUUAUCGCUUCUUCCAGGUCAGUGGUAUGGGUCACUGUGGUUCUGGUGAUGGCGCGUAUGGCAUUGGCCAGGGGUCUUCCACUUAUGAUGGUACUAACCCCGAGGACAAUGUGCUUAUGGCUAUGGUCCAGUGGGUUGAGAAGGGCAUUGCACCGGAGACGAUCCGCGGUGCUAAGUUCUCCAAUGGCGUUGGCUCUCAGGUUGAAUAUAGACGCAAGCACUGCAGGUGGCCUCGUCGGAAUGUGUUCAAGGGCCCUGGUAACUAUACUGAUGAGAAUGCCUGGCAGUGUGUUUAG
Penicillium nucicola is the source of this 1581-nucleotide messenger RNA. RefSeq names its product putative feruloyl esterase (gene faeB-2). The transcript has 2 exons. Bases 1 to 1581 code for a protein of 526 amino acids. NCBI's taxonomy places the organism in Eukaryota, Fungi, Ascomycota, Eurotiomycetes, Eurotiales, Aspergillaceae. The record is from RefSeq and is a predicted model, not a curated record.